Messenger RNA from Mirounga angustirostris (Northern elephant seal), 4691 nucleotides. RefSeq names its product enamelin (gene ENAM). The record is from RefSeq and is a predicted model, not a curated record. The transcript has a single exon. Gene Ontology annotation, biological process: ameloblast differentiation; positive regulation of enamel mineralization; amelogenesis. Bases 67 to 2847 code for a protein of 926 amino acids. Gene Ontology annotation, cellular component: extracellular matrix. NCBI's taxonomy places the organism in Eukaryota, Metazoa, Chordata, Mammalia, Carnivora, Phocidae. Gene Ontology annotation, molecular function: structural constituent of tooth enamel.
AAUCCUUACUUUGGAUAUUUUGGAUAUCAGGGAUUUGGGGGUCAUCCUCCUUAUUAUUCAGAAGAGAUGUUUGAACAAGAUUUUGAAAAACCCAAAGAAGAAGAUCCUCCUAAAACAGAGAGUCCGGCCACUGAGCCCUCGGGUAAUUCAACAGGUCCUGAGACUAAUUCUACUCAACCAAACGCACCCAAUCCUGCAGGGAGUCAGAGCAGAAAUGACACCAGCCCAACAGGAAACAGUGGCCAUGGCCCAAACACGGCUCAAAACGGGGUUAUCUCACCCUCUACCGUUAAUGUUUCAGGCCAGGGAGUACCAAGAACUCAAAUCACAUGGGGACCAAGUCAGCCAAAUAUUCAUGAAAAUUAUCCAAAUCCUAACAUCCAAAAUUUUCCUGCAGGGAGACAAUGGCGUCCCACUGGUACUAUCAUGGGGCACAGACAGAAUGGGCCUUUUUACCGAAAUCAACAGGUUCAAAGGGGUCCUCGGUGGAACUCCUUUGCUUUGGAACGCAAACAAGCAGUUCGUCCAGGAAAUCCAAUUUAUCGCAAGGCUUAUGCUUCUACUGCAAGAGGGAAUUCUCCCAAUCAUGCAGGAAAUCUGGGAAAUGUCAGAAGAAAGCCUCAGGGACCAAAUAAAUACCCUAUGGGAACCAAUGUUGCUCCUCUGGGUCCCAAACAUGGUACUGUUGUCCACAGUGAAAAAAUCCAAAAUCCAGGAGAGAAACCAGUAGGUCCGAAAGAAAGAAUAGUCAUUCCUACAAGGGAUCCAUCUGGCCCCUGGAGAAACUCUCAAGAUUAUGUAGUUAAUAAAUCAAAUUAUAAACUGCCUCAUCCUGAGAGUAACAUGCUAGUCCCAAAUUUUAAUUCUAUUGAUCAACAUGAAAACUCUUAUUACCCAAGAGGAGAUUCCAGAAGAGCCCCAAAUUCUGAUGGACAAACCCCAAACCAGAAUUUGCCCAAAGGGAUUAUUUUGGAGCCAAGAAGAAACCCAUAUGAAUCAGAAACUAAUCAGCCAGAAUUAAAGCACAGUGCGUAUCAACCUGUAUAUCCUGAGGAAAUUCCUUCCCCUGCAAGAGAACAUUUUCCUGCUGGAAGAAAUACUUGGAAUCACCAAGAAAUCUCCCCAUCUUUUAAGAAAGAUCCUGGGAGACAGGAGGAACACUUACCUCAUCCUUCUCAUGGCUCUAGGGGAGGUGUUUACUACCCUGACUAUAACUCUUAUGAUCCCAGGGAAAACUCACCAUAUCUUAGAAGCAAUAUGUGGGAUGAGAGAGACGAUUCUCCCAAUAAUAUAGGGCAACCCAAAAAUUCGCUGUACCCUAUAAAUACUCCAGAGCUGAAAGAAACAGUCCCUUAUAAUGAAGAGGACCCAGUUGAUCCAACUGGAGAUGAAACUUUCCCAGGACAAAGUAGAUGGGGUAUGGAGGAGCCAAGCUUUAAAGAAGGUCCAACAGUUAGGCACUAUGAAGGCGAGCAAUACACCUCAAAUCAACCAAAGGAAUACCUUCCCUAUUCCAUAGAUAAUCCAUCAAAACCCAGGGAGGAUUUCCCUUAUGGUGAAUUUUACCCCUGGAACCCAGAUGAAAAUUUUCCCUCAUAUAAUACAGCCCCUACUGUACCAUCACUUGUGGAGAGGGGCUCUUAUGCUAAUAAUGCUGUUGGACAAGAAGAAAGCACUCUGCUUCCUUCUUGGAACUCCUGGGACCACAGGAUUCAACCCCAAGGGCAGAAAGAAAGAAGGCCAUAUUUUAACAGAAAUUUCUGGAAUCAGCCAACAGCUUUACACAAAGCACCUCCUAGUCCACCACACCAGAAAGAGAAACAGCACUAUCCCAGUAAUUCCCCAGCUUGGCUUCAGAAAAAUCCAACAUGGCAUGAAGGCGAGAAUUUGAAUUAUGGCAUGCAAAUUACCAGGUUAAAUUCACCAGAGGGAGAACAUUUGGCUUUCCCAGACUUAAUUCCUCCAAGUUACCCAGCAGGUCGAAAGGAAGCACAUGUAUUUCACCUAAGCCAGAGAGGCCCUUGCUGUGCUGGUGGCUCCACAGGACACAAGGACAAUCCACUUGCUCUCCAGGACUACACUCCAUCCUUUGGUCUUGCACCAGGGGAGAAUCAAGACACCAGCCCUCUGUACACGGAAGAUAGCCACACUAAACAUGUAAGACAUACCAUCUCCCCUACAAGCAACCUGCCUGACCAAAGAAACAGCUCAGAGAAAAGACUGCCUGGAGAAAGUCAAAACCCAAGUCCUUUCAGAGAUGAUGUGUCCACUCUGAGAAGGAACACACCAUGUUCAAUGAAGAAUCAACUGAGCCAGAGGGGAAUUAUGCCCUUUCCUGAAGCCAGUUCCCUUCAAUCAAAGAAUAUGCCUUGUCUCACAAGUGACCUUGGAGGAGAUGGGAACAAUGUUUUGGAACAAAUAUUUGAAGGCAACCAGUUCAAUGAAAGAACUGUUGAUCUUACUCCUGAACAGCUUGUUAUCGGUACACCUGAUGAAGGCCCUCAGCCAGAAGGAAUCCAAAGUGAAGUGCAAGGAAAUGAGGGUGAAAGGCAGCAACAAAGACCAUCAAGCAUCCUACAGUUACCAUGCUUUGGCUCCAAAAUAGCAAAGUAUCACUCCUCCAGCACUGGAACUCCAUCUAGCGUUGGAAGGCAAGGCCCAUUUGAUGAAGAUCCAGUUAUGCCUACUGAAAGUCCGAACUCAUUGUCUAGGUUAGCUACUGGGGCACAGUUUCAGAGUAUAAACGUAGACCCACUUAAUGCAGAUGAACACACUCCAUUUGAUUCUCUUCAAUUAGAGACCAAUCCACAGGACCAUGUGCAAGACUGCUUACUACUUCAGGCCUAGGGAUUAUCGCAACCAAACAUUCUUUGGGGGAAGGAAAAUACCUGAUAUUCUACAGUGGUUCCCCAACAUCCCCCCACCUCACCAGACUCAAUUAAGUAUCUGACCCUCUUAGUGAUCCUUAAGUUUUUCCCCAUUCCAGCAAUAGGAGUAGUGGCCCAGGUGAUGCUGAUGAGGUUGAGCCUCUGGGGGUUGCUAGAUUCAGUAUUGUCACUAAUUAACACAGACCUUAAAAAGAAGUAGAAAGGCUAUGACCUCCAUCACCUUGAAACUUGGAAGCCACUUGUCUGGGUUAGUUUCCCUUUGUUUGCUGAUUCUUCCUUUUUCUUUCAAAGUUCCAUACUUGCAAAAUUCUCUGGUUUUGCAAGACAGAAAGGCAGAUGAACUUUCCAUUUUAUGCAUGGAGAUCUAUAUAUCAGUAUAAUCCCGAUGAUUGUACAGUUUUUUCUUGUGUUGGUCUUUGUCAGUUUUUUUUCCUAGCUAAUAUUCUUUUGACAUCUUUUAUCUCCCACUACUUCUCUCUUUGCUCUAUCAUUUCCCUUCUUCCUUCUGUGUUUUCUUUCUGUCCACUAUUCUGUAUUUAGCUUCCUAUUUUUUCUUUCCCAUCUUUCCCGCUUUCUGUCACUUUUUACAUCCUAGGCUAUUAUCCAUCACUUGUCUUUACCUCUGUCUUCUUCGUUAUGUCUUCCCCUCUUCCCAUUUUCUGUUCUCUCUCCUAAUGGAUCACUUGUCAAUCAAUCCUUUUCUUUUCUUCCCUUCAAUUUAUCUUUUUCCCUGUUACACCAUUUUCAUAUCUUAAGACCACAUAUCUCUCUUCCUUUUUGUAUCUACUCUCCAAAUCCUAUGCUAGUUUUUUUGACUCAGUCUAACCAUCAUUGUAGAAUAUAUUUCAGAAAUAGUAGACACUGGUACCUACUUUUGUUUUUAAUUUUCUCAUGGCCUUUACCAGGUAGAUACAGCUUAGCCAGAGGAAUACAUUCAAGAAGUGUGGGGGAAGACAGGCUAGUUACCUAGAGCUAGCAGCCUGGAGACAAGGCUUAGGAAUGUGGGGAGGGAAACACUGUCACACAGGGACUGAGCAUCCAGAAAAAAAGUGGGACUUGUCACACCCUAUCACCAAUUCAUACUCUGCAGGACCUAGAGAGUACAUUUUAGGAAACACUAUCCUAAUCAAAUAAGAGAAACACUCUAUGGUCAGUUUUCCUUAACAGUAUAAUAUAAGUGAUUCUACCAGCAUAUGCUACUACCAACAUAAAGUCUUAUUUUUCAUGUCCUGGUAGAAUUACUUGCAGACAUACUUUCUUUGUAUCCUGAUUAAAUAGUGUAAAUUAUUUUGUAAAGUAAAUGUUUCUGUAUUGCCUUGCUAGAAUACAUCCAGGGGUUUUGUUUUGUUUUGUUUUUGUUUGUUUUUAAUAAUGGCGUGUUGGACUACUAUCUGUAUAUUCCUUCCUAGAGGGGAAGAAUUCUUGGAAUUAUCUAGAAAGUUACUUCUAACUCUAAAGAGUUUCUUAGGAGAAAAUUUCCUGGGACAGAUUUUAUAAGAAGAUCUCAGAAAUUUGAGAAUAUCUGUGUUGAAAACUUCAAGAGGAAAGGAAUCUUGUCCUUUGAGUCUUCUGAAUUUCUUGGCAGAGUGUCUUGCACAUAGUAGAUACCCAAUAAAUAUUUAUUGAUUGACCAAUUUUAAAACGGCUUUCAAAGCUCCCAUGAAAAUCCUGUGGUGUGCUUUUCCUGUGGGUAUACUAUACAGGAUACUGAAUUAGCCAUGUCAUACUCUGUAGCUUUAGAUACUCAGCCACAUUUGCAGAACAUAGAAUCUCAGGGUAGGAAGGGAUCUCAGAGGGAGAUGA